Musa acuminata subsp. malaccensis (wild Malaysian banana) is the source of this 3061-nucleotide messenger RNA. The record is from RefSeq and is a predicted model, not a curated record. NCBI's taxonomy places the organism in Eukaryota, Viridiplantae, Streptophyta, Magnoliopsida, Zingiberales, Musaceae.
GUCACUAAUCCGCCGGCCCGCAGCUGGACCCACGAAGCCAGGCGCCACCAUCUUCUUCCAUCGACUUUGUCUAGGGUUAGGGGGUCACCAUCUGCGAUCGCAGGCGGAGGGUGGAUCCGCGAGGAGGUGCUCUGCUACGCGAUGUUGCUGCGGCUGCUGCGUUCGUGGCGGCGCCGUCACCACCCGCCGCAGAGAGGCGGAGCGCUGGCCGCCGCGCUGGUGAUCCUCCUCCCGGCUUUCUUCCCGUCGCUCUUCACCCCGCUCGGCCACGCAUUCCCUUCCCUCUUCUCCGAAUGGAAUGCUCCCAAACCGAUGCAUCUAUCUCUUCUAAGGGAUGCCUUAGAACGUAAAACAUCAAUUGAUCAACAGUCUGAGCUUUGGGCUCCCUUAGCAUCACAAGGAUGGAAACCUUGUAUUGAAUCUACAAGUACCUCUUCACUCCCCAGUAAGUCAAAUGGAUAUAUUCAGGUUUUCCUUGAUGGUGGACUGAAUCAACAGAGAAUGGGAAUCUGCGAUGCAGUUGCUGUUGCUAAAAUUUUGAAUGCUACCCUUGUUAUCCCAUACCUUGAAAUCAAUCCUGUCUGGAGAGACUCAAGCUCUUUUGAGGAAAUAUAUGAUGUGGAUCAUUUUAUUGAUGUCCUCAAAGAAGAAAUCUCAGUAACUAGAGAAUUGCCCAAGGAAUACUCUUGGAGCACUAGAGAGUAUUAUGCUAUUGGCAUUCGGGCUACAAGAGUAAAGACUGCACCUUCUCAUGCUUCAGCAAACUGGUAUCUCGAGAAUGUUCUACCUGUCUUACAGAGUUAUGGUAUUGCUGCCAUUUCCCCUUUUUCACACCGAUUGGCUUUUGAGAAUUUGCCUGGGGAUAUACAACGCUUAAGGUGUAAGGUCAAUUUUCAAGCACUGGCAUUUGUCUCUCAUAUCAACGCUUUAGGGGAGACACUUGUUAAGCGGUUGAGGAGUCCAGUCCAUCAACAACCUGAGGAGUUUUUAAAGGAAGUAGCGGAUGAAAAUGUUCAGGAGGGCCCUGGAAAGUUUGCUGUGCUGCACCUUCGGUUCGAUAAGGACAUGGCUGCACACUCUGCCUGUGAUUUUGGGGGUGGUAGAGCUGAAAGGCUUGCUUUGGCCAAGUACAGGCAAGUGAUUUGGCAAGGGAGGGUCUUAAACUCCCAAUUCACUGAUGAGGAACUGCGAGGCCAGGGUAGAUGUCCAUUAACUCCUGAAGAAAUAGGAUUGCUACUGGCAGCUUUAGGCUUUGACAGCAGCACUCGUCUAUAUCUUGCCUCUCAUAAGGUGUAUGGUGGAGAGGCCAGGAUAUCCAGCCUACGCAUGCUUUUCCCACUGAUGGAUGAUAAGAAGAGUCUUGCUUCAGAAGAGGAGUUAGCUAAGGUGGAAGGAAAGGCAUCUCUUCUAGCCGCCGUCGAUUACCAUGUUAGCAUGCACAGUGAUAUCUUCAUUUCUGCAUCCCCAGGGAAUAUGCACAAUGCCGUUCUGGGCUAUCGAACUUACGAAAACUUGAAGACCAUACGACCAAACAUGGGUUUGCUAGGACAACUCUUCCUGAACAAGACCAUGGACUGGUCCGAGUUCCAACGGGCUGUCCAAGCUGGUCACAAAGCUAGACAAGGGCAAAUCAGGUUGAGGAAACCAAAACAAUCCAUAUAUACAUAUCCAGCUCCAGAUUGCAUGUGCCAAGGAAAGCAGCGGCGGAAAGAUGACCUCGUACACUUUUGCCUGCACGCAGAUAAGAUAGUAGGCAUCGGCGCCUGCUCCGGUCAUGGCCGCAGCGACGUACCCCCAUCUUCGGCGACUUCGACUUCUUUUGCUGGUGAGAAGGACGAUUCGGAGCCUACAACGCUUUGUUAGAUCUCAUUCUCCACCUUUUUAUCUCACAGCUUAGGAAGGACUACUCUCCCCUGGCUGCCUGCUGAAAGGGGUUUUGCUGUGAGAUCAAACGUUGUGGGAACAGCUUUGCCUUCAUCCAAAGACGCCAUUUGCAUGGCCAACCAUCGUCUUCACGGCACGCACUUACUGCUGCGGACGUACACCAGCAAAGGCACGGGUCAUACGGCGCUUUGCGCCAUAAACAUGAGCACAGGUACACACCCAUUCUUCAUUCCAUGUUGGGGCUGUGAGAGGGCCUCUUACCUCUGUCAUGUAGGAGGUGGCGAACUUUUUCGUAGGUUUCUCCUGCACUGUCUUGUCAAAUCCAUCAUAAAAGCCCCGCUGAGCUAUCUUUCUCCGCUGGUCCAAACCACACGAACAGUCUUUAUAAGCUGCCAUCCCUUCGACAGCUCUCAUCAUCUCAACCCCAUUCGUUAGCUUUCCCCUUGUGAAAGUUCCCAUCGUCCAAUGGGAACUCCUCCGUCUUCCUGUUCUGAGCAUGAUGCCCUGUGUUGGGAUAAAGAACAGUAGAUGCAUUCCUCAUCGUUGCAGCACUGUUCUGGGGCUACGUGCGUUGCAUGUCAUCUCUGGGUUUCUGCUGUUGGUACUCUCAUCUAAGGCCUUGCAUGGGAGGAUGAGGUCACAGUGUGUAGCCAAGGAUGACUUGCCGGCGAGCUUACUCAUGCAUGUUCAUCUUGAAUAGCAGUAGUAGCACGCACCGUUGUUAAAGGCCGGCAAGUCGUUUUUGGCUACAUGUUUGCCUCUUCUUAUCAUGCUAGGCCAAAGAUGAUGAUCUUGAUUGGAUUUCGGAGUACUGCUUCCGAAGAAGAGUGCUGUGAACCAGCUGACUUCCAUGGGAAAAGAAUCGAUUUGAUUUCUUAGCUUGUAGCUUGAUUUCAUCUACUAACAUUGCUUAGGGUUCCUUUUUCUUCUUACUCUCACUUGUCUUCGUCACUGCUCUCUCUCUCUCUCUCUCUCUCUCUGAUCUUUGGAAUUGCAAUUAAUAUCAUUUUUUUGUUUGAUUUCUCUGUUACUUUCACUUAUAAAAUGGUGCCUUCUGAACCGAAAGAAAAAAGACCGAAGGUUGCGUUUGACACAACCUUAAAUAAAAGCGUUUACAGUCUGAUUAUUUUGGAAGGGUCUCCAAAAGUUCUUGCAAUUCUUUGACGACUCAUAUUUA